CUUGAUGACAGCCCGAUCCGAUACUCUCAAGUCUCAACCCGCCCGCUUCUGGUAAUUUUGGGAGGGGGAAAAAAUAAACGCCCGCGGGCAGUCCUAAUCUCGCUUGAUAGAAGAAGGGGAUCCAUUUUUCUUGGUCGACGCACAAGUAUUCCGCACUUGGUCGAGUUCGCCGUUGGACGCCGUCUACCGUUAUCAGCCCUGCGUGGUUGUUCUCCGGCAGUUAUUGAAGAAGAUUCGAACCCUAGGGCUUCGUCUUCCCCAAAAUUCUGGCAACACUUUUCAUGGUCAUAAAUUGCAAGAUGAAAUUGGAAGAUUAUUAAUUGUGAGAGUGUUAUCAUUGUCAUUCUUCAGUGGCUUGGAGGAGCUGCCUGAAUCAAUUAGCUUGCUAAGGCAUCUGGAGCAAAAAUUAAAAGGUUACAAGUUCCGUUGAGGUUUGUUUCCAGUGUGAUCGUAUCAGACAUGCAGGCAUCACGAGCAAGAUUGUUCAAGGAAUAUAAAGAGGUUCAACGAGAGAAAACAGCUGACCCAGAUAUUCAACUUGUCUGUGAUGAUUCUAACAUUUUCAAAUGGACAGCCCUUAUCAAGGGACCAUCAGAGACUCCUUAUGAGGGGGGUGUUUUCCAGCUUGCUUUUGCUGUUCCGGAGCAGUAUCCUCUACAACCUCCUCAAGUUCGGUUUUUGACUAAAAUAUUUCACCCAAAUGUACAUUUUAAGACAGGUGAGAUAUGUCUGGAUAUCUUGAAAAAUGCUUGGAGCCCAGCUUGGACACUUCAAUCUGUCUGUAGGGCUAUAAUAGCUCUGAUGGCCCAUCCAGAACCUGACAGUCCAUUGAAUUGUGAUUCAGGUAAUCUUUUGCGUUCAGGCGAUGUUAGAGGGUACCAGUCCAUGGCCAGAAUGUACACUCGACUAGCAGCAAUGCCAAAGAAGGGCUGAAUUAUUUGAGAAUCCAGAGAACUCGUUCCUUGUGUAUUUCUUAGCUGCAGGAAAUGGUCCUGCGUAAAUAUAUGGAUGUUAUGUGUGAUGUGUUAAUACCCUCAGAUGUUUUAAGGUAGCCAGCAACUGCUACGGGCAGUUCUUCGUCUAUAUUCACUUCAAAUUAUAGAUUUCAAGACACGAGCAGAUGAUUCUCAUGGUG
This is a messenger RNA of Prosopis cineraria, 1135 nucleotides long. RefSeq names its product protein PEROXIN-4. The transcript is spliced from 7 exons. The record is from RefSeq and is a predicted model, not a curated record. The coding region runs from base 460 to 933 and encodes 157 amino acids. NCBI's taxonomy places the organism in Eukaryota, Viridiplantae, Streptophyta, Magnoliopsida, Fabales, Fabaceae.